Messenger RNA from Hyalella azteca, 2863 nucleotides. RefSeq names its product ATP-binding cassette sub-family F member 2. The transcript is spliced from 13 exons. Gene Ontology annotation, molecular function: ATP hydrolysis activity; ATP binding. The record is from RefSeq and is a predicted model, not a curated record. Bases 151 to 2028 code for a protein of 625 amino acids. Lineage: Eukaryota; Metazoa; Arthropoda; Malacostraca; Amphipoda; Hyalellidae.
CAUUCACUAAGCGAAUGCACUUUCUAGAAUUUAUGCGUGAGGUAAUCGGCACGUGUAAGCACCGUGGCUGGCACGAAGAUUCGGAAUUUUUGUAUCAAAUGCUAAUCAUUCCUUGUUAGAUCGCAUUUUUUGAUCAACAGACUCAGCACCAUGCCUUCUGAUGCCAAAAAGAAGAGGGAGCAGAAAAAGAAAGCAGCUUCCAAACCUCAGGCAAAACCAGCACCCAAGAAGCCUGAUGGUGAAGAAGCAGCUUCUCAAGAACCCAAAGCAGCAACCAAUGGCACUGCAACAAAUGGCACGACCCAGCUCAGUGAAGAAGAGCUGCUAUGUCUGAAGUUUGAAGAAGACAUGAGGAUGGCUGCUGAGGCUCGGUCAGCCACAGGUGUGCGUGCCAUCCACCCUCGCGCCAGGGACGUCAAGAUUGAUGGCUUUUCCAUCACUUAUCACGGAUGUGAGAUGCUCAAGGAUACCAAGCUUGAGCUCAGUUGUGGCAACAGGUACGGUUUGAUAGGACCGAACGGGUGCGGCAAGUCAACCAUGUUUGCAACAAUAGCAGCUCGUGAGAUUCCUCUACAGGACCACAUUGACGUCUUCUACCUGACGAGGGAGAUGCCGGCCUCAGACAAGACAGCCCUGCAGUGUGUCAUGGAGGUCGAUGCAGAACGCGUCAAACUCGAGGCUCUUGCUGAGGAACUUGCUGCUAAUACUGACCAAGAAUCACAAGACCAGCUCAUGGAUGUGUACGAGCGUCUGGACGAGCUGGACGCCAGCACAGCUGAAGCAAAGGCCGCUCACAUCUUGCGGGGUCUUGGCUUUACUUAUCAGAUGCAACAAAAGCAAACAAAGGAUUUUUCUGGAGGCUGGCGCAUGCGCAUUGCCUUGGCUCGAGCUCUGUUCCUGAAGCCUCAUCUCCUUCUCCUUGACGAGCCCACUAACCACCUUGACUUGGACGCCUGCGUCUGGCUUGAAGAAGAACUCAAAAGCUACCACAUGAUUCUGGUCAUCAUCUCCCAUUCUCAGGACUUCAUGAAUGGAGUGUGCAACAGGAUUAUUCAUAUGACAAAACAGAAGUUGGAAUACUACACGGGUAACUACGACGCGUUUGUCAAGACACGUUCUGAGCUGCUGGAGAACCAAAUGAAGCAGUACAACUGGGAACAGGACCAAAUUGCCCACAUGAAGAACUACAUUGCGCGCUUCGGUCACGGCUCGGCUAAGCUGGCGCGACAAGCGCAGUCCAAAGAGAAGACCCUGGCUAAGAUGGUGGCUGGGGGGCUCACAGAGAAGGUUGUGGGAGACAAGACUUUGUCUUUCUAUUUCUUCAGUUGCGGGAAAAUCCCUCCUCCGGUGAUCAUGGUUCAGAACGUGAGUUUCCGAUACUCGGAGAAUACUCCGUGGAUUUACCGUAACCUUGAAUUUGGUAUUGACCUGGACACGCGGCUCGCUCUCGUGGGCCCCAAUGGAGCUGGUAAAUCAACGCUAUUGAAGCUGCUUUAUGGCGACCUCACGCCUACCACGGGCAUGAUCAGGAAAAAUUCCCACCUGAAAAUAGCGAGGUACCACCAGCACUUACACGAGCUGCUUGACUUGGACCUCUCACCAGUCGAGUACAUGAUGAAACAAUUCCCGGAGCUCAAGGAGAGAGACGAGGUGCGGAAAAUUGUUGGCCGGUACGGGCUGACUGGCAAGAUGCAGGUGUCACCCAUCCGUCAGCUCUCAGACGGCCAGCGGUGUCGUGUGGUCUUCGCAUGGCUGGCUCAGCAGGUCCCUCACUUGCUACUACUUGACGAACCUACCAAUCACUUGGACAUCGAGACCAUCGACUCGUUGGCGGACGCCAUCAGCGACUUCGAGGGCGGCAUGGUCCUCGUCUCCCACGACUUCAGACUCAUCGAUAGGGUUGCUGAAGAAAUUUGGAUUUGUGAGGACGAGAAAGUGACGAAGUGGACAGGCACCAUCGACAAAUAUAAGGAUAUGCUUAAAGAGAAAGUUUUGAGCGACGUUAACAGAAAAACGACCACCAAAUGAUCUUGUUAACUAUAGCCCCUUGAUUCUAAUACUUGUCUGUGCAUUCAUGUCCCUAGUUUGUUAAAGAGAGCGAACAAGAUGUAAUUGGACCUAUUUUAAGGUCCGAGUAUGUGUCUGCUUAUUAGGGCUUCUUCGUAUAACUUCCUGUAACCAUGAACGUGCUUGUUUAGUAUCGAUUUUCUAUGUUUUAAUUGAUUUAGGCACGCUGAAAUGUUACGUGUGUACAUAAUGCAUGUAAUGAUGUUGAUAUGUGACAUGGCACAAGCUUUAACGAUUGUGUUCUCAAUUUGUCGCCGCCUUGCGUGCAAGGCGACCUAUGAUUUUAGAACUGCUAUUGAAGUAUUGCAUAGCUAAUUUCUUUGUCAAGCAUCCAUAAUAUACCAAAUCGACAGGUAUAGAACAAUACCCUACUUCUGAAGUUCAAUAACACUAACACUUCUCAAUUUCAAUGUUAUUUUCAAUCUGAAUCAAUCUCUUAUUGUGUAUGAACCAGUAUUCGCGUAUGUGUGGCGUGCAUCGGUUGUCCUAUUUAUUUUGCAUGUAGGAGAAAACAAAUGCAUAACUACGGUACGGAAUCUAUGCCGAAAUUUCGAAGUUUAUUUGUAAUCACGGGUAUAUUAGGGGCCCCCGGGGGGAUGUAGUUGAGUACUAAAUGAAUAAUUCACUAACGCGUUUGCAACGAGAGCCUAAAUUUCUGUUCGUUGUUACGGUCACCUCAUGCUCCUAUAAGGAGAAUAAUGUUAUAACUGCAGGGUUCUAGUGUCACUUUUUAGCAUUUCUCGCGUGGACGUGAAACAUUCGGUAUAAUAAAUCCUUUCGCACAGCAAUAACCGUU